AGCCCGCCCUCGCCCCGCUCCUGCGCGUCCCCGCCUCUGUUCCCUUUAUUUACUCCGCCUCGCCCCUUUGCCCCUGGAGCGGGUUUUUCGCCGCCCCUUCCUCUGGGCUGCCUGUUCAGCCCGCCCUGCUCGCUGCCCCUCCGCGCCUGUGGCCGUGUCCCCUCCCGCUACCGGCGGGGAUGGCGCCGGUGACAGCGGCCGUUCGCGCCUGAGCUGGCAGGGGCGAGCCCCCCGCCGCCGCGGGAAGAGGAGGAGGAGGAGAGAUGAACCGCUUCCAGCCCGGGAUCGCGCUGCUGCUGUCGCUGCUGUGGGAGUGCACAGAGGCCAAAAAGCAUUGCUGGUACUUUGAAGGAUUAUAUCCUACAUAUUAUAUAUGCCGCUCCUACGAGGAUUGCUGUGGCUCAAGAUGCUGUGUAAGAGCUCUCUCUAUCCAGCGGCUAUGGUAUUUCUGGUUCCUUUUGAUGAUGGGAGUUCUGUUCUGCUGCGGAGCCGGUUUCUUCAUCCGACGGCGGAUGUACCCUCCCCCACUAGUAGAAGAACCUACUUUUAAUGUGUCUUACACCAGACAACCAGUCAACACUGCAUCAGGGUCACAACAGCCUGGAGUGCCGUAUUACACAGAUCCAGGGGGCCCUGUGAUGAAUCCCAUGGCGAUGGCUUUCCACGUCCAGCCCAAUUCCCCACAAGGAAACCCGGGUUACCCACCCCCACCAUCCUACUGCAACACACCACCGCCCCCCUACGAGCAGGUGGUGAAAUCCUCCACGUGAGGACUCUGGCUCUCUGACCUGACUGUGUGAGAAGAAGCUGCCAUUCAAAAUGACCGAGAUGGAGGGCACCUGCCCUUUUGAACACUUGCUAGUUCUCCAAGUCUUCUCUCCCUCCCCUCCCUGCACCUUUCCUCAUUAAAGUUACUUGCAAAGGGGUCAUUUUUAAUUUUUUUUCCUUUUUUUUUCCUUAUUUUUUUUAGUAGAAGUGGAUUUUUUUUCCUUUGUCUUCAACAUGAGAGAAGUCGUCUUUGUAAUGCUUUUAAUGGAAACCUAUAUUUAAAACCUGGA
This is a messenger RNA of Dryobates pubescens (Downy woodpecker), 1058 nucleotides long. RefSeq names its product VOPP1 WW domain binding protein (gene VOPP1). NCBI's taxonomy places the organism in Eukaryota, Metazoa, Chordata, Aves, Piciformes, Picidae. The record is from RefSeq and is a predicted model, not a curated record. Gene Ontology annotation, cellular component: cytoplasmic vesicle membrane. The coding region runs from base 264 to 770 and encodes 168 amino acids. The transcript has 5 exons.